Paracoccidioides brasiliensis Pb18 is the source of this 756-nucleotide messenger RNA. RefSeq names its product E2 ubiquitin-conjugating protein UBC1. Gene Ontology annotation, molecular function: protein binding. The coding region runs from base 1 to 756 and encodes 251 amino acids. The transcript is spliced from 3 exons. The record is from RefSeq and is a predicted model, not a curated record.
AUGUCCACCUCCCACCGCAACCGCCGCAUUAUCAAGGAACUCAAGGAUAUCAGCGAAGACGCCCCUGCAGACAGACACUCGAAAAUCUUUGCUCAGCCGGUUGGGGACGGAGAUGAUUUGACACACCUGAGGGGCCAAUUUCAAGGCCCCCCCGGUACCCCUUAUGAGGACGGGACGUUCUACGUAGAUAUCAAGAUCCCUGACGAGUACCCUUUCCGCCCUCCGGUAAUGAAGUUCGAUACCAAGGUCUGGCAUCCGAAUGUCAGCAGUCAAACUGGAGCUAUCUGUCUCGACACCCUCUCAACCGCCUGGUCCCCGGUUCUCACCAUCAAAUCCGCUCUUCUCUCCCUCCAGUCCCUCCUCAGCACACCCGAACCCAAGGACCCACAAGACGCAGAGGUGGCUAAUAUGCUCAUGCGGAACCCCAAGGAGUUCGAGCGGCAUGCGCGUAGGUGGGCCAUUAAAUAUGCCGGUGCCCCCGAGCGAGAGCUGGGCGAGAGUAGCGGUGGGGCCACGGAUGAAUCCAUCAGAAAUCAGAAGCAGAAGUCGAGGGAAGAGGAGGAGCGGGAACAGCUAGCGGCAUACGAGGGGUACAACAAGGAUCUCGUCGAUCGCUUCUGCAAUAUGGGAUUCGAUGUUCCACGUGUGGUAUCUGCUUUCAAGUAUGUUGGCAUUGACCGGAUGGAUGGGGAGGACUACGAGCUGGAAGAGGCAUAUAUGGGUGACGUUACAGCCCGCCUUCUGGGCGAGCCAUGA